Molecule: messenger RNA, 3499 nt
Organism: Micromonas pusilla CCMP1545
Lineage: Eukaryota; Viridiplantae; Chlorophyta; Mamiellophyceae; Mamiellales; Mamiellaceae
Exons: 2
Coding region: 127-3225 (1032 amino acids)
Molecular function (GO): ATP hydrolysis activity; ATP binding
Source: RefSeq, a predicted model, not a curated record
CGCGAGCACGAGCCACGAACUCGUCUCCGCCCCUUUUCUCUCAAAACUUCUUUCAAUCGCGCACGAGCAUCAAAGCUCGAGUGUCGUCCGCUAUCUGACCAACGUUAAAAACUAGACACAACGACGAUGUCUAUUCAAUCGGUCUUCCAAGGCGGCGACGCGGCCCGGACCGCCGCGUCGCAGAUCGCCGAGCAGGUCAAGUCUUCCCCCGCCGGGAUGAACCCCGCAGACGUCGCCGCCCUGAGCGACGCGCUGAAAGAGGGCUCCAAAGGCACCGCCGCCGCGAGGGAGGGCGCUUGCAUCGCCAUCGACACGAUCGCGUCCGUCGCUAAGACGACCGCGGAGCACCAGCUCAUGCCGUUCGUGGCUGACCUCGUGCGAUGCUGCGCGGACAAGCACUCCAAGGAGGUGCAGUCCGCCGCCGCCGCCGCGACGCUGACGCUCGCGAAGACCUCGUCCGCGUACGGCCUCGACGCGGUGCUUCCCUCGCUCCUGACCGCGAUGGACCCGAAGGAGAAGUGGCAGACCAUGGUCGGCGCGCUGAACAUGGUCUCCAAGUUUGCGGAGUGCUCGCCUCUGUCGACGUCCUUCGCGUUGAACGACAUCAUCCCGAUCGUGACGCAGAUGGUGAACGACUCCAAGCAGGAAGUGUCCGUCGCCGCGCGCGAGUGCCUGAGCAAGAUCUGCCAGUCCAUCGACAACAGGGACGUCGAGCCGUUCAUCCCCGCGCUCGUCUCCGCGACGAUCGACCACGAGGAAGUCAUCGAGUGCGUCCAGAAGCUGGCGUCGACGACCUUCGUGCAGACGGUGACCGCGGCGCCGCUCGCGCUGAUCGCGCCGCUUCUCCUCCUCGGCUUUCGCGUGCGCUCCACCGCGACGAAGCGCAUGUGCGCGGUGAUCAUCAACAACAUGUCCAAGCUCGUCGAAGACCCGGAGGACGCCGCGCCGUUCCUCCCGAAGCUCGUUCCCGCGCUCGAGAAGGCGAAGGAGGAGAUCUCCGACCCGGAGGCGAGAACCGUGUGCGGCAAGGCGUUCGAGCAGCUCCAGUCCAUCGAGGAGAGGCUCAAGACGCACAAGUCGUGCAAGGCGGUGCGCGGCGUCGUCGAGAAGGAGGUCAAGGUCUCCUUUGGUCUCUCCGACGACAAGCUCGAGUACGUCGCCACGCUCGUGUGCUCGCUCGUGAACUGCAAGGUGAUGGACGACGACGACUGGGCGGACGAGCUCAAGCCGUACGGCGUCUCCGAGGAGGGCGCGAAGAAGGCGUUCAAGGCUCUCGCGGCGCUGUACUUCGCGGACGCGGUCGAGGAAGAGGAGGACGACGACGCUGAGCAGCUGUGCGACUGCAAGUUCACGCUCGCGUACGGCAGCAAGGUGCUGCUGCACAACACGAAGCUCAAGCUCAAGCGCGGGCACAAGUACGGCCUUCUCGGCGGGAACGACUCCGGGAAGACGACGCUGAUGCGGGCGAUCGCGAACGAGCAGGUGGACGGGUUCCCUCCCGCGAGCGAGCUCCGAACGGUGUUCGUCGAGGCGGACAUCAUCGGCGAGCUGUCCGACCUCCCGUGCGUGGAUUACAUCCUCGCGGAUCCGCGCAUUAAAAAGGCGGGCAUCACCGAGGAAGUCGUCACGCGGAUGCUCAUGUCCGUCGGCUUUGGCGAGAUGCAAAACAAGGCGAAGACGCUCGUGACGUUCCUCUCCGGCGGGUGGAGGAUGAAGCUCGCGCUCGCGCGCGCGAUGUGCCUCGACGCGGACAUUCUCCUCAUGGACGAGCCCACGAACCACCUCGACGUCAUGAACGUGAAGUGGGUCGAGGAGUACCUCCUGUCGCUCAAAAACGUGACGUGCAUCAUCGUGUCGCACGACACCGGCUUGCUCGACCGCGUGUGCAACAACAUCAUCGCGAUCGAUACGCUGAAGCUGAAACAGUUCCGCGGUAACCUCACGCAGUACGUCGAGAAGAACCCGAAGGCGAAGUCGUUCUUCGAGCUCAAGUCCUCGACCGGGUUCGUGAUGCGUUUCCCGCAGCCCGGGUUCAUCGAAGGCGUCAAGUCCAAGGGGAAGCCGCUCAUGAAGAUGGCCGGGUGCACGUACACGUACCCGGUGAACUCCGAGCCGACGGUGAAGGACGUCACCGUGCAAGUCUCCCUCGCGUCGCGCGUCGCGUGCGUCGGCCCGAACGGCGUCGGUAAAUCGACGAUGAUCAAGCUCCUGACUGGCGAGGUCAUCCCCCAGGAGGGAACCGUGUGGAAGCACCCGAACGCGCGCGUCGCGUACGUCGCGCAGCACGCGUUCCACCACAUCGAGCAGCACUUGGAUAAGACCCCGAACGAGUACAUCAGGUGGCGUUUCCAGCACGGCGACGACAAGGAGGCGCUCGUGAAGGACUCCAUGACGCUCACGGACGAGGAGGCUAAGAAGUGCAAGGAGCCGGUGACGUUUGAGCUCAAGGACGACAAGGGCAACGUCACCAAGGUGAAGUGGUGCAUCGAGAAGCUCACCGGCGGCAGGAAGACGGUCAAGAAGGAGUACGAGUACGAGGUGCAGUUCGUGAACAUGUCCUACGACUCGAACCGCUACGUUUCCGCCACGAAGCUCGCGAAGUGGGGCUUCGAGAAGCACAUGAAGAUUGUCGACGAGAAGGUUGCCCAGCGCGUGGGGGCGUUUUCCACGCCGCUCACGACGGUGAACGUCGAGAAGCACCUCGAGGACGUCGGUCUCGACAAGGAGUUUGGAACGCACACGCGCAUGUCCGCGCUGUCCGGCGGCCAGAAGGUCAAGGUUGUCAUCGCCGCCGCGAUGUGGAACAUGCCGCACAUCGUCAUCCUGGACGAGCCGACCAACUACCUCGAUCGCGACUCCCUCGGCGCGCUCGCGGGGGCGAUCCAGACGUACGAAGGCGGCGUCGUCAUGAUCACGCACAACAACGAGUUCUGCUCCGCGCUGUGCCCGGAGACGUGGCUCAUGCAGAAGGAAGACGACGGCAUCGCGCGCUGCAACUGCAAGGGCGACGCGGAGUGGAUGACGAAGAAGGCCAAGGAGCAAGUCAAGGGCGCGAUUAAGAUGGACGAAGUCACCGACGCGCUCGGGAACAUCGUCGAGGUCAAAGAACAGAAGAAGUCCAGGGAUAAGAUGUCCAACAAGGAGAAGAAGAAGGCGGACAAGCUGCGCAAGGCGAAGCUCGCGCGCGGCGAAGAGCUCUCCGAUGACGAGGGGUGGAGUGAUUAAUCCCCCCUCGUCGCGAAGAGAGGACGGCUGUCGCCCUGUAAACCAACCGCGCGCCGUCUCUCAAAAAUGUUGUCUCAACAGAACGUUACGAAGAGUACCACCACCAAGAAGAAGAAGCCGCCACGAGCGCUUCGUAUCAUCACCUUGUCUGUACACACGACAUCCUUUGACAGCUUCAAUUCAUUUUUUACGGAUUGGAGUAGCUUAACUACUCGGUAGUGAGAUAUAGCUCGUCUCAGCGAUUGUUUUUAAUGAAAAAAAAGUUCAACCGCCG